GAAGGAGAAGGGUGGAAGGGAGGUACUGACUCCAGCUUGAGGACUGAGGGGCAGGGGUGCGUGGACAGAGAGCGGAGGAUUAUUAAGAUACUCAACUCUGGACAGAAAGUCUCUGUUCAUGUAAUAAUGUCAUUGCUUUAGCAUAAUUAAUUAUUGAGUGCCAGUGCUACGAACCGGACAUAAUAGAUGACUUCUCUCACCUUCCAUCUAUUGUGCUGUGAUUCUGGGGGGGGGAAAAAAAAGGAGGCAGCCAUUGGGGACCAGGAAGUGGGCAGUAAGAUGAAAGGUUGACCAGGCAAAGCUGGGAAGACGGGGGCCAUGGAGAGAAGAGCAUCACGGGAAGAGUAGUCCUCUCUUUCUCUCAAGGGCGUUACAAUUUACAAGGAGUUUUUCACGUGCAUUUUCUCUCUUAAUCUUCACAACAGCCUUAUGAGGUAGGUACCACUAUCCCCAGGUUACAGAUGAGGAAACUGAAGCUCAGAGAUGUUGUGACUGGCCCAAGGUCACACGGGUCGUAAGUAGCAGAGCCAGGACUUGCAGGUUCAAGUUCAGUGCUCUUUCUACUUGAGGAAUUUGCACUGGACAGGGCAUUUGCCCUGAGAUAUAGCCAUGGUGCCUGAGAGGUGUCUCCCACUAAGCUGAAGGGUGUGGGCCAGACAAACACCGGAAGGUGACCUCACAACACAGGGUAAACGUGGGCAUGGAGUAACUGGUAACAGAGAGGAAGAUUCUGGGUGUUGGAGUAUAAAGUAACAGGGGAGCUGGGUGUGGGAGCAAGGGCCGGAAUCACAGCACCUCAGGGUUACCAGCGAGGUUAAAUGUGAGCUGGUCCAACUACUCACCUGAUGUCCACAUUCCCUCUGCCACAUCCAUGCCUACACACUGACCUCCUCCCGCUGCUCGAAUGCCCCAGUGACGGGAAAAUCACUCUCUCCCAUGAUGUUUCAAUCUUUCUUCAGCGGGAUUCCACGGUCGGGACAGACUUCCUUACACAGAGUACAGAUCCAGUGAAUUCUUCGCAUACAGAAAGUCAAAGCCCGCCCAGUCUUUCAAUAUUUUAUUAUGGCUUUUAUUAUGGUGAUUGCUCACCCUCCCUGUUAGUCUUCUCUCCUCCAGGCAGAACCUCCCCAGCGCUCUCAACCCUUGCUCAAGGGCAAGAUUCCAGGGACAUAGCCAACAACCGCCGAGAGCUCCGUCGCCUGGGCAUCACCCACGUCCUCAAUGCCUCGCACAGCAGGUGGCGAGGGACACCGGAGGCCUACGAGGGGCUGGGUAUCCGCUACCUGGGUGUCGAGGCUCACGACUCGCCAGCCUUUGACAUGAGCAUCCACUUCCAGACGGCUGCCGAUUUCAUCCACCGGGCACUGAACCAGCCAGGAGGGAGGAUCCUGGUGCACUGCGCGGUGGGAGUGAGCCGGUCCGCCACACUGGUCCUGGCCUACCUCAUGCUGUACCACCGCCUCACCCUCGUGGAGGCCAUCAAGAAAGUCAAGGACCACCGAGGCAUCAUCCCCAACCGGGGCUUCCUGCGGCAGCUCCUGGCCCUGGACCGCAGGCUGCGGCAGGGGCUGGAGGCAUGAGGGGAGGGGAAAGGAGGUCAGGCCAGGUGCGGGGGGUCCCUGGCUCCAGGCUGGAGGGAGGAGGCCCAUACAUCCUAUCCUCUCCUGUAGGCGGGAGAGCGAGAGGCCUGAGGCUCAGGGCUGCUGUCGCUAUUUGCCAGGAGGGGGCUGGGGAGUGAGGUCGGGUGGGGUGCUGGGCCCCGGGAGGGAGCCGACCAGGGAAGGAAGCAGCCACGCUGUCGUUGGAAAGCAGUCCUGGGAUUCAGACACCCCAGAUUUCAGCCAGGCUGCUUGCAGUGACCCAGAGCCCCUUCCCCCACGUUGUGCCCAAGUGUUCCCCCUCGCUCCCUUGUCUAAACAAAAGUGCCAUGUGUGCCCUGCGCCUGUGCAGGAGUCAGGGAUGCCGCAAGCACCAAUGUGAUGGUCUAGACGUGUGUGUAGAUGGUGGUGUAGAGACAGAC
Messenger RNA from Hyaena hyaena (striped hyena), 2020 nucleotides. It is a transcript of the gene DUSP26, whose product is annotated as dual specificity phosphatase 26. NCBI's taxonomy places the organism in Eukaryota, Metazoa, Chordata, Mammalia, Carnivora, Hyaenidae. Gene Ontology annotation, cellular component: cytoplasm. Bases 846 to 1580 code for a protein of 244 amino acids. The transcript has 3 exons. Gene Ontology annotation, molecular function: protein tyrosine/serine/threonine phosphatase activity; MAP kinase phosphatase activity. The record is from RefSeq and is a predicted model, not a curated record. Gene Ontology annotation, biological process: negative regulation of MAPK cascade; protein dephosphorylation.